UUUGACAUAACCCAUGAACUCUGAAGGUGUUAAUUGCGGCAUGUUGGGAAAUAAGUAACAGUUUGUAACGCGCCGGUAAUAUGUAUAACGUUUGAAUGGAAUGUCACCUACCGUGGAGGUUUUUUUGUAAAAAUUCAUUCAACUGAGUGCUUGUCGUUUUCGGCUCGAUGUGCGUCCGGAGUGCGAGGAGGGAGCAUGCUGGUGCCCCUCUUGAUACUUAGCACCGCCCUCGCGGCAGCCAACACCGGGAAACACGGAGGCGUAGAAGUCCCAGAAUUUGGAGAGCCCAUAACAAACCUGACAGUGCCGCUUGGACGAGACGCCACAUUCGAAUGCAUCGUCGUCAAUCUUGGCAACUACCGGGUGGGCUGGGUGAAGGCGGACACGAAGGCAAUCCAGGCUAUCCACGAACAUGUGAUCACUCACAACCACCGCGUUACGGUGUCCCACAGCGACCACUCCACCUGGUACCUCCACAUCAAGAACGUGCAAGAAGAAGACCGGGGGCAAUACAUGUGUCAAAUCAACACGGACCCCAUGAAAAGCCAGAUGGGAUACCUAGACGUGGUGAUCCCUCCAGAUUUUAUUCCCGAAGAAACUUCGGGAGACACGAUGGUUCCCGAAGGAGGCACUGCCAGAGUGUCCUGUCGAGCGAGAGGCGUUCCUCCUCCUCGCGUGAUGUGGAAACGGGAGGAUGGACAGGAUAUAGUGGUCAGGGACAACACUGGCGCGAAAAGCAAAGUGCUAACGUACCAAGGUGAAGUGUUGAAGUUGUCGAAGAUAUCGCGUUCUGAAAUGGGCACGUACUUGUGUAUCGCCAGCAACGGCGUGCCGCCCACGGUCAGCAAGCGGAUACACAUUAGUGUACAUUUUCACCCCGUCAUUCAAGUACCAAACCAGCUGGUGGGAGCUCCAUUAGGAACUGACGUCACUCUCGAAUGCUACGUCGAAUCUUCUCCAAAAUCCAUCAACUACUGGGUGAAAGACCCCGGUGAGCUGAUAAUACCAUCUGAGCAUCAUGAGAUGACGGUCAGGCAGAAAUCGGUCUUCGAAGCUGAGAUGACGAUGACUAUCAAGAACAUUCGUAGGGAAGAUUUAGGGAGCUACAUUUGCGUCGCCAAAAAUUCGCUCGGAGAUGUCGAAAGCAAAAUUAGAUUAUACGAAAUACCUGGCAACGACAGACACGUGUACCAAUACGCAGAAGUCCCCACCGAAGAAGACUACGGCACCGAAACUUACGACGAAGAGGACAACGAAAAUAUCAAAAGCAAUCGCGUCCCAGACCGCGCUAACAAAUGGUACGCCAAUGACGGCAAAAUUGUAGUGGCCAGUACCAACGCGGGCCCGGCUGCAGUGGCCGCGAUAACUGUAAUCUUCAUCAAUUGCCUAAUGAUAAUUUAAUUCUAAUAGAAACUCCUAAAAAAGGCUUAAAUUGUUUGUUUGACUUAAUUUGUGAUUUGACUCAGGCCUUUGUUUAACUUUUCGAUAAAAUAGUAGUGGCCAGUAUUAAUGCGGGCCAGGUUAUGAUUGUCACAGUAACAGUAACUAAUUCAAGAUCAUUUAAUAAUAGAAACUACAUAGCUUUCUUCAACCAACAUUUGAGAUUUAAAAGACGACUUUGAUUAACCUUUUCAAAUAUAAUUUUUGUAUUAUUGAACUUGAAAGAUGUUUUUAUUCACGAACAAAAAAUCAUGGAACAUGCUAAUAAAUAUUUAAUGCCUAUGAGCGACGGCGCCCGAAAUACAUAUUUUUAGAUUGAAAUAAUUGUUUCCAAAUAGUUAACUUUUAAAUUGACUGUUCUUUUUUGCAGUUAUCAUCAAAACAGUAAUAUGUAUUUUAUUUUAAUACUUUUUUUAUAUUACAGCAUUGUGUAACGUGAUAAUAACUAGUUAUUAAAUGAUGUAUAUACUUAUAUUAGGGAAUAUUGAAUGCAUUAUAUUAUAAUAUCACUACUUCGAACACUUACUGUUAAAAAUAAUGUAUCUAUCGAAGUACUGUUUAUAUUGAAUGUGCCAUGUAAAUUGCUAAUAUUUUAAAUAGAGACGUCUAUACCAUAGAGUUUUUAAAAUGAUCGUAAAUUUUUAAAUGUAAAUAUUGAAAACAUUCCAUUUAAACUGUUACGAAUAGGGAAUUUCCUAAUACAUUUGGAAAUACAAAUAAAUAAUUGAAAGGCUUUAAGUGUCUUUCCACUUAUUUACAGUGCUUACACUUCAUUUGCAACUUCUUUUGGUAUAUUAAGGAUUACUUUUGGGAGGUUUAUUUUAUAAAUAUAAAGGUCAUAUUAUCAACUGGACAUAUGAUUAAACAACUUGUUUCACGUACAAAACGUAAAAAAUUAAAUUUCAUAUACAUUUUUUUAUCUAUUUAAUCUGUCUUUACUGUGUUCUAGGUAUAAGGUCAACGUUCAGUCACUCCACGUUAAAGCUAAUUAUAUAGCCGCGUUAACUUUUAACGAGUGACCUAAAUAUAGUUGCAAAUGGAGUAUAUUUCUGAAUGUCUCUAAAUAGCAUAGUGUAAAUCUGUAUAACUUACUUCUUCCCAACAAUGUACGUUACCCGAUCGUUACAAAAAAUUAAA
Messenger RNA from Amyelois transitella, 2577 nucleotides. RefSeq names its product lachesin. The coding region runs from base 196 to 1401 and encodes 401 amino acids. Lineage: Eukaryota; Metazoa; Arthropoda; Insecta; Lepidoptera; Pyralidae. The record is from RefSeq and is a predicted model, not a curated record. Gene Ontology annotation, cellular component: neuron projection. The transcript is spliced from 9 exons.